This is a messenger RNA of Erigeron canadensis, 1688 nucleotides long. RefSeq lists its product as uncharacterized. The record is from RefSeq and is a predicted model, not a curated record. The coding region runs from base 58 to 990 and encodes 310 amino acids. NCBI's taxonomy places the organism in Eukaryota, Viridiplantae, Streptophyta, Magnoliopsida, Asterales, Asteraceae. The transcript is spliced from 10 exons. Gene Ontology annotation, molecular function: mRNA binding.
AAAAAUUAGGGCAAAAAUAAAUAAAAUUCACAAAGAGAAAACACAAACUGGUAAAUAAUGGACGAAUUGGUAGCAUACUACCUACCACAACCACCACCGGCGGUCCAAUACUCAUACCACCAGCCACCACCACCACCGCCGGGAGCGACAUAUCCACCGUACAACCACCACCAACCACCACCAGCAGCAGCGGUAGCACAGCCUGCUAUAUAUACGACGUCGUUUCAAGAUGAAGUUAGAACGUUAUUUAUAGCAGGACUACCAGAAGACGUAAAAGCUCGUGAAAUAUAUAAUUUGUUUCGUGAAUUUCCUGGUUAUGAAUCUUGUCAUCUCCGUAGCCCUACACCUACUCAAAUUCAGCCGUUUGGAUUUGCGGUAUUCAUCGAUCAGCCGUCUGCUAUUGCAGCAUUGCACGCUUUAAAUGGUAUGGUUUUUGAUCUUGAGAAGGGUUCUAAGUUAUUUAUUGAUCUUGCAAAGUCAAAUUCAAGGUCUAAACGUUCAAGACCUGAUGAUGAAAGACAUGGAUUUGACAAAAGGGCAAAGGGAACUUCUGCAUUUUCAAGGGCUUCUGAUCCUGGUGUUGGCAGCGUUCACGUACCUGGAUUGAAUAAUUCUGCUUACAGCAUGAUUGGUUAUCCUUCUGCACAAAGUCAUGGAAGCUUCAAUAGUAGAGCUGUGAACACUAGUGCAAGACCGAGAAACUCAACCGCACCCCCAUGUCCAACAAUAUUUGUGGCUAAUUUGGGACCAACUUGUACUGACCAGGAGCUAACUCAAGUAUUUUCAAGAUGCCGAGGAUUUCUCAAGUUAAAGGUGCAGAGUACAUAUGGGACACCGGUGGCAUUUGUUGACUUUGUGGAUACGGCGUGUUCAACUGACGCGUUAAAUCAUUUACAAGGCACUGUUUUAUACUCAUCAGUAUCCGGCGAAGGAAUGCGGUUAGAAUUUGCUAAAUCGCGGAUGGGAAUGCGAAGUAAGAAGUCUAGGUAAAUACAAAAGUUUACUUUGCCAUCGGAAGUAAGUAAUGAAGUCAAGUCGAACUCUCUGUAAUGUCAUGCUGCAUUCUGUUCCUAAAUUAACAACAUUUUUUCCCCCUUUUUUUGUUUCAUUUUUAAUAUAGAGAGUGAAUGCCUUGUCCCCUCUUGUAUUGUUCUUCUCAUAUUCACUCUUGAUUGUUACUCUGGGUAUUAGACUGUUAGUAUUAUGGUUUAGCGUAGUUGGCACAAUAUAAUUAGGUAUGUUACAUAUAUUGAUUCCGACAAUUUCCUUUUGUUUAUUAUACCUAUAUUGUACCCCUAAAUGCAUUCAUCAUGUCCAUUUGGUUGCUAACAUAUGUCCCCCAAGCUCUUGGAGACUGUCAGCAUGCGGAUAUGAGACACUUAAGCAAUCCCAGAUGUCAAUUAUCGGGAUCGUUUAAUCUGGCAAAAUGCAUCUGCAGGGAAUUUACUCUCAGUUAGUUUUAAUUAUAGGAAGAGUGCCUUGAAGAUUAAUGGCUCACACCCCAUGUUGAAAAUGUUUACUAAACUAGAAUUAGCAAAAUUGGUUAAAGUAAUGUCUUUUUACACGCACUACGCAUUUGUAUAAUAAUAUUUUGAGGAUAUGAGGCGUCUAGGUCCCUGGGAUGUCUUUUCAUACUGUUGUGGAAGUGUUGUAAAGUGAUUUACUAAAUUAUUAAGAUCUUAAGUGAA